ACAGGAAGCUCAAGCAAGAGACCGAUAUAUGAGCCAUCUGAUUUCAUUGAUAACAUUUCAAUUUUAUCUAAAACGGUUUCGCUUGAAUCCAUAACCAAUAAUCAAAUCCUUUUAAAGUUAGAGGAGGAUGGGUUAACUACUCCAGAUGAAAAAGCAAAGGAACUUUUAAUGAGGUUGGAAUUUCAUUUACGAGCUUGGUCAGCAGCUUUGGAACAGAUAAGCUUUUCACAAAUAGUUCUUUGUAAGGAACUUCGAGAUAAAAUUUACAAUUCCAUAGCAAAAUUUGCGAAAUAUCAUCGUAAAAAUAUACAAGUUAUUGAAGAAGGAUUUGAUAGUCUUAGAUCAACUUUCAAUCCAUCCAAUCAAAGAAGAGUCUAUAAUGAUAAAAAUUUUAUUAAAAGACGAAAUUAUAAUAUUGACUUUUUAUUAAUCCACUUGCGGGAUACACUACAUAGUCUUCGUGAUGACGAAACUUGGUUUAAAGAAGUUUUAAGAAGAACCAAAGAAUUAUUAAAGUUCGCUUUAAACAUUACACCUGGACUUUUGUCAAUCUUAGCACCUGCGGUUAUCUUACCAUUUGAUAAUAGUGCAUCGUUUGUUCAAUUGCGUCAAGGUUUAAGUUUCAAAUAUCCGAUAGCGUCUUAUUAUUUGGAUUGGAGAAUCAUGUUGAUUAUUCAAUAUAACCUUUUUAAUUGGUCAGAAACCAUGUUAAAUUCUCAAAAUGAAUUCGAUCAAAUAUUAAAUAAGCUUGUCAGGAGUUUGAAAACUACUGGAGGUUUUAUAAGUGACAUGGUCGGAAAUGAACCACUCGCAUUACCAAAUAUGUUAUGGUUUGGAAUGUUGGAUCUCGCACAAAAUCUCAUUCAAAAAUCUUCUCAACUGGUUAUACACGGUCUUUGUUAUUAUUUGGCAAUUGAUUCACUAAACAAAGCUCCAAGUAGUUUCAUUCAAUUUAAAGCAAUUGAGGUGUUGUUACAUUUGCAAAAUAUUAAUGAAGAAUCUUUCUCAAUGAUAGAACUUGAUUUCAAUCAAUAUGCUCAAAACUUAUAUGAAAAUAAUUCUACAGAUUAUUUGGAAAAAUUUCAAUGUUUAUUAUCAUUCGUUAAAGAAAAAUAUAUUAUCGCGAAUGAAAUGGCUUGUCCUAUCAGUCAAGAACCAGAGGAUCAAUUAUGUAUUUUGAAAUGUCAACAUGUGAUUUCAUUAAAUAAUUUAAAAAGGUUGAAACAUAGAGAAUGUCCAAUAUGUAGAGAAAGGAUUGAUUAUUAUGAUCUGGAUCAAAUAGAGAAUGAUCAUUAUGAGAGUGAGUUCGAUGAUUCUGAAGCUGAUAUGAUAAUUAAGAAAAAGUUUAGUAAAGAGUUCAAAAUGAGAACGAAUAGAUUCCAAUCAAUAUUUCAAAUUGCCAAUUCAAAAAAACAUCCAGAAUACAAGAACGUUAUAAAAGAAUUGGAUGACAAGAAUUAUGAGAGAGCUGUAGUAAAGUGUCGAGAUUAUUUAAAGGGUUUUCCUAAAAGUUAUACCAUAAGGUGUGUUAUAGCUUACGCGUAUAGGUGUCUUAAAAAAUAUGAGCAAGCAAAUUCAUAUUUAGAUGAAACAGUUGAGUUAAAGAAAAAAA
Funneliformis geosporum is the source of this 1612-nucleotide messenger RNA. The record is from the annotation of a GenBank genome assembly. Lineage: Eukaryota; Fungi; Glomeromycota; Glomeromycetes; Glomerales; Glomeraceae.